AUGGCCGCGACACAAACCGUCCAAGUCGCCCACCUAGGUGCCAAAGUAGGCUACGAGAUAUCGAACAACAACAAACUAGACCCCACCAAGCCGACCUGCAUCAUGAUCAACUCGAUGAACACGACCGCGUCGCUGUACCGCGCGCAGCUGGACGAUAACAACACAAAACUCACGGGCGCCUUGUAUGUGCUCGCCAUCGAGCCCCUGGGCCAUGGCGCCACGAGGUGUGAUGUUGAGCACUUCACGUACUGGGACUCGGCGCGCGUUGCGCUGCAGGCUAUGACGAAGCUGGGUGUUGAGAGGGCGUUUGCGUUGGGCACAAGCUGGGGGGGUGGAUCGUUGUUCGUAUGGCGCUGCUGGCUCCUGAGAGGGCACAUCGAUGGAUUCCGAGUCUGCCGAAUCCCGAUCCAAGGGGUGCUGGGAUCCCGCGCCGUUCGCCAUACCGUUCCUCAAAAGUGGACGUCCUCGACUCCAACCCCCGACUUCGUCGUCGACGAUGACUGGAUUGGCUCCCUCCUCGACUUGGGCUUCGGAGACGCGGCGACGGAUGGAGUGAGAGAGAGCGGGAGAGAUGGAGUAGGACGGUAA
Messenger RNA from Anthostomella pinea, 588 nucleotides. NCBI's taxonomy places the organism in Eukaryota, Fungi, Ascomycota, Sordariomycetes, Xylariales, Xylariaceae. The record is from the annotation of a GenBank genome assembly.